Messenger RNA from Closterium sp. NIES-67, 2282 nucleotides. Lineage: Eukaryota; Viridiplantae; Streptophyta; Zygnematophyceae; Desmidiales; Closteriaceae. The record is from the annotation of a GenBank genome assembly.
UCGUUCUGCCAGCAGCUCUGCGGCUCAUUCAGCAGGGCCUGUUAGAGGGAGGUUCUUUGGGCUGUGAGACUUGCCUACACCUAGUUCCACCGCCACAAGAGACUUGACCAUAGUGUCAGCUUCAGUGCAUACGGAGGCGACCGCACAGCUCCCUCGCUUUGAAGUUUUCUUAGUGAGGGUACUCGUUGCGGAUAUCGAAGGGCAAGCGGCGUGUGCUUGCUUCUCGGCCUUCUCACUUGAUUGAACGCACCAGGCUCAGUAGUUGUUCCAAAUAGUCCGAAGCAUUCUAAUUGCUUGCAGUCGAACUUAUCACAUCCAGAAAAUGGCUACACCUUUCCACUUCCAGCCGUUACCCAUCCCUUCGCAAACGCCGCCUCCCCCCGGGAAUGGCUCCUUCUGGCCUCUCAUACAGCAGCAGUCCCAGGCACCUUCUUCACCCGCAACUGAACCUCCCUCUACCACGCCUGCUGGUCCCCCAGUGUCAGCCGCGCUUCCCUCUGCACCGCUUUCAACCGCACCUCAUGCUGCAGGACCUGGAUCUUCGCAGGCUCUUAUGGAUGCGCUUAAUCUCCUGCAGCAGAACAUUGGCGCUCUACAGUCGCUCAUUCCGCUCAUGUCGCAGCAGCCACCGAUCCCCACCGCUGCGGACCAGCUCCAGCAGCAGCAGGAUGCAGCGUCCGUCGGCGUGGCGUCCGUGAUCUCCCAACUCGCCAUGGCUGCCGCCAACAUUCUUCCGCAGGCCGGACUCUCCCCCCCCAUCAACGGACUUCCACCUGCCGGCCUCACUCCCCCAAUCAACGGCUUCUCCCCUCCUGUCUACGCCGGCUUUCCGCAACCCGGCAAUUUCGCUCUGUCCUCGCUUCCGCCUGCUGACAACGUGGCACCAAUCAAUCCUUACCCGACGUCUGCCUUUGCCAGUGCAAUUCAGCAACCCCUGGUGCAGCCGCAGCAGCAGCAGUCGCCGGCGGCAGUUGGGGAGCCAUGGCGACCAGCGGUACCAGUUGAGCAGUGUGCUGCUGCGGCUCCAGAACCCAAGCUCUUCGGAAGACCGCUUUUACCUCAGAAGCGGAAGGUCGGGGAAUUGCCAUCCUACACGAUUGAAGCUGACGGCGGAGCGUCUCUCGCGGCGAAGAAGCAUGCUGCUGCGUGGAGCCCGAAGGAGACCGGUGUUGUUGACGGGGCUGCUGCAAUCGCGGAUGCGGGACUGGACGAGGAGAACGACGAGGAGUCGCCGCUUCCAGCGGGCUCGUUCGACAUUGUUGAGAUGGACCCGGUGGAGCUGCUGGCGGAGCACACCCACUUCUGCGAGAUUUGCGGCAAAGGGUUCAAGCGUGACGCCAAUCUCCGCAUGCACAUGAGAGGCCAUGGCGACGAGUACAAGACACCAGAGGCGCUUGCAAGGCCGGGCAAGAACCCCGCUGAAGGCACCGGGCAGCGCCAGAAAAGGUUCAGCUGCCCGUACGUUGGCUGCAAGCGGAACCGCGUACAUGCCCGCUUCCAGCCGCUCAAAUCCGUGCUGUGUGUGAAGAACCACUACCGUCGCACGCACUGCCCCAAGAUGCUGGCGUGCUCCAAGUGCGGUGCAAAGCGGUUCUCGGUGGUGGCGGACCUGAAGACUCACGAGAAGCACUGCGGGCGCGACCGCUGGCUGUGCUCUUGCGGCACGUCCUUCAGCCGCAAGGACAAGCUCGCCGGCCACCUCGCGCUCUUCAAGGGCCACCACGCAGUCACUGCUGCUGAUACCCUUACGGAUGCGGCUAUUACAGCAGAGGCAGCUGGAGCUGCUCUUAUUGAAGGCACAGGCACGUUCUCCCCUACACGUGCCUGUGUAGCUUCCUCCCCCCUAUCUUUUCCUCCAUCCCUGGAUCUUUCAAGCAGAGGAACGCUGCCUUUUGAGCUGGGGAUGGAAGGUAGUGCAGCAGAGGCAGGCCCUGCUGUGAGCUCUCAAAGCACGAAUGUGGACGCUGGGAAGCGUCGCGGACGUGGGGGGAGUGGUAACCACUGGUCAAGUAACGACGGUCUCUCUUCAAGCUUGAACUUAAACUGCACAGCAGCAGCCCUGCAUGAAGGGGAUACGGAAGAGAGGGAAGUGGUGCUGUACAUGCAGCCACCCAGUGUACAGCUAUGCAGUGGACAAGUGAUAAAUGUGCAGAAGAGUGAGGAGAGGGAUAGAGGUUUUGUACUCUAGUCCGCCAAAUUCAUUCGCUUGUUAGCUGCUUUUUUAGUUUUAUUUACUGUGUUCCUCAUGCUGCGUUUCCAAGUUCAACAUUAAUAUUGUGCCU